Entelurus aequoreus (snake pipefish) is the source of this 7215-nucleotide messenger RNA. RefSeq names its product cilia and flagella associated protein 65 (gene cfap65). The coding region runs from base 126 to 5330 and encodes 1734 amino acids. The transcript is spliced from 35 exons. The record is from RefSeq and is a predicted model, not a curated record. Lineage: Eukaryota; Metazoa; Chordata; Actinopteri; Syngnathiformes; Syngnathidae.
GGCAACACAAAACACGUUGUGAAGGACUUGUUGCGUACUGCAAAUUCCCCUGCAUGGUUUGGUCAACUUUUUAAUAAAUAACACAGAUGGGAUAAGAAGUUUCUGUCGGCUAUUUUCUCAAAGCCAUGUUAGCGGAGUCGAGGGUUCCAAAGCCAAUUGGAUCAGACACACAAUGGAAGUCGUCAAUCACUGUGAACAAUGUCAAACAUUCACGUAGCGAACAGAAGCACCAGCGGCAUGCAUUCAGUUAUGGAAGCAACUUCUUGGGACUGGAAACAAAGACAGAACUGGUCUGGGAAGACUGGAAUGAGGGGAGAGAAUUCACCAAGUUGCUAGUGUUAAAGAAUAUUGGCCUCAAGAUUCAAAAGCUUCAGUUGAGACCUCCAGUGUCCAAAUUCUUCACCAUCUCUGUCUCACGGAUCAUUGCCAUCAGCCCAGGAACUACAUUCUCCAUACCAGUCACAUUUACACCAUUCGAAAGGUGUAACUAUGAAGACAGUAUUGAGUUCCAGAGUAAAAGUGGCAGCUUCCAAGUGUUCCUUCAGGCUAUUGCUCCCUGUCCUGCCUUGGAAGUUCCAGACACUGUACUCCUUCCACUUUGUGCUGUUCAUCAGUCUGCUUCUACUGUCUUUCUCUUAAAAAAUAUGAGCAAACUCCGUACAUACUUCAAGUGGGAGUGUUCAGAACCUUUCCAAGUGAGUCCAGCCCAAGGUGUGCUGCAACCCAGCCAGGUGCAUCACAUUACCGUCCUGUUCAAACCACAGUCGGCACUGUUGUUUCAUAAACAUGCCUAUUGCAACUUUGGAGAAGAAGGAGGCGAGACAAACAGCUGCUGCACAGUGCUUCUUCAGGGAGUUGCCAAGUACCCAUGUCUUUACCUGAGAAGCCCACAUUCCAAGAGUAAAAAUGAUCCUAGUUGUUCAGAGCUUAACUUUGGAUCUGUCCCAAUUGGAAAAAGUGUACAAAAGGGUUUUGAUGUAUAUAAUCCCUCACAUGUAACAGCAUUUUUCUCUUUGACACGUCUUUCUGGAGGCUUGCCUUUGUUAGGGUCUGAGUUCAUCUGUGACAUCAACAGCGGUAAUGUUGCCCCAGGUGAAACCGUGUCAGCUAAAGUCACCUUUGUACCUACUGUUGCUGAUUCUGUCUCUGUUGAGUAUUUGACAAUAGAGUGCAAAGGGGCACUCAACCAAACAGUGCUUAAGCUCACUGGAAACAGUGCAGGUCCUAAAUUGUCAUUGUCUUCAUCUGUGGUUGACUUUGGCUGUAUUAAGGAAGGCGAUACAUCCUCACAGACAAUUGAGAUGGUUAAUUCAUCAUCAGCUGAGGCAACAUAUCAGUGGGAUCUUGACUGCACUGGACACAGUGUGUUCAGCAUUCAACCACAGUGUGGUACCGUUAAACAACAGAGCAGUGUAAAGCUGCAAAUAUUCUACCUACCUACUAUGCCUAUUGCAUAUCACAGAAGUGUAUCUUGUUUUAUACUUCAGGCGGAACCUUUGUUCCUUGACCUGAUUGGAAACUGUUACUCAGAUGUCCAGGAACCAGCUGUUUUGACACAAGAACAUUUGUCAGAGAGCAAAAAGGAGCCGUCUGAAAUCAUUAGUGCCUUGCUGCGAAGCUAUAGCACGCAAUCGGACACACAGGCACUCUGCUUUCCUCUGGAUGAGCGAUCAAGCCGACAACUAGAUUGCUCGAGUGCGAUAUUCAGCACUCCGAGGGAAGACAAUGACAGACACUGCUCCACCUGGGAGGUGGAUUCACUUCCGACCGCUUUAUCUUCACCAUCCACACAAGUAUCUGUGGUCCCCAGUGAGCUGCUGUUUCAUCACAACAGUUCUUCCAGCUUGUCGUCUUCGCUUACGCCCUCUAAGGCUGUCGCCAUCACCAACCACACCUCUGUGAAAAUCACCCUGGUGUGGACCAAUCCCCGAAACUCUCCAUUCUCCAUCUCUCCAAUAAAAUCUGACCUGUCCCCACUAAAGUCCACGUCAUUCCGAGUGUCAUAUAAUCCGAAAGAGCUAAAUACAUUACAUGGAGCUCAACUUGAAUGCUUGGCUGUUAAAGUAAUGCAGCAGAGCACGUCUGACGAGGAUGAGACAACUAUAUGUCCACCCUGGUGUGUCAUUGUCAGAGUGAUUGGCCAUUCCUUUGAACUCGGCAAAGAGCACUUUUACCCAUGCUGCUCUCUUGAGCCAAAUCAAUUGCUGUUUUCGGGGCUGAGUGUUCAAUCCUAUCAGACAGUGCUUCUCCGCAAUAAUGGUGACCAGCCCCUCACCUUCUGUCGAAACCUAAAUGACAGCUCAGAGCAGGAGGCAUCAGUGUUACUAGUGCCAAGAUGCGGCUUAGUCCAACCUGGGACUCAUCAAAUUCUCACUGUCAUAACAACUCCCAAAGAAGACACCCCUUUAGAGGGACUUAAAUUGCGACUACAGUUCAAUGCAACCCAACACACAAAGGAGAUAACUGUUUUCAGCGUGUUGGAAAAGAUCGGCGUGUCCCUGGAAGGUGGAGGAAAUUUGUAUUUCCAAGAUACAUCUGUAGGCUCACAUGCUGAACGGACACACCUCAUCAGGAACAUCUGUCGCAUGCCGCUAUGCUUUCAAUGGACCAUUCCAGAGUCAGACCAGGAUUUUAUCUCUGUUCAACCAGAUACCGGUCAACUGCAGUCUAAUGAGAGCUUGUUGCAGACUUGGUCUUUCAGUCCAAUGGAAGAGAAAACAUACAUCCUUGAACCUUUGGUCUCUGUUUGGCCAGUCAAGAAUCUUGAAUGUGAAAAGACAAUUAUUCCCCUCAAAGUAGUGGGAACAGGCUCCAAGGGCUUCAUACAGGCAGUUAGAGAAUUUGAGGAUAUGGAGGACACUUUGGUUGGGUGUUCCCAGUCAAUUGUUGUUUCUCUUGUGAACAACAGUACCUGCUCAGUCUCCUUCAUUCUUUCUGUUGAGCAGACACUACAAGAUGAGCAAACUCAUCAGGACCCAGAAACUGAGACAUGUAUACAGACAGCUCUGCAGCUUGACUGUCAAAGCGAAACUAUGGCCUCACAGUCCACAAUGCUCCUCCGUGCCACAUUUAGGCCGGAUAGACAAGCCCAGUACCAGUGGACCAUCAGCUACAUCACACUGAACCCCAGUGGUGUGCCAUUGUCCUCUCCCCAACCACUGUGUGAAAUGCGUGCUAAGGGUGUGUUCCCUACCCUACAAGUGACUGAUGCGUGCAGUCGCGGCACUGUAGCGUGGCUCAACAAGGCAUAUGUGUGGAAACUAUUCUCAGUAGACAGCUUCAACGAGCAGCUACUCUCCAUCCCCUCCCCUGUGGAACACACUUACAGAAACCCAGAAAGGCACAGUAUGCGCAUGUACCCCACCAUUCUAAUCAAAGCCAUGUUGGAUUUUAACUUCAGUUCAGCUCCCCUGAACUCAGAACCUUCUACUUUUGUGUUGGUGUUUCACAAUCCUGGCUGCAUCCCUGUAGAGUGGACAUUCUUGUUUCCAGAUGACCAACAGGUAGACUUUAAGCAGUGGACCCAGGCACCAGAGUUAUGUCACAAUGAGCUUCACCAGAUGGAGGUUGUGGAACUUUUCAACAUUUCUCCACUUUCAGGAAUGUUGCUUUCUGGCCAGCAGAGGGCAGUACAGUUCAGCUACAGUCACGACUUGGUUGGAACACAUCAGUUACCAAUCGUUUUAAAAAUCUCACACGGCAGAGAGAUCUUGUUGCACUUUCAAGGGGUGACAUUGGAGCAGGAAAGACCAUUUCUCUACUUUCUAACCAGGCAUCAUGUUUUCACUCCUGUAAUGAUCGGGGAUUUAACGUCUCCAGUACAGAUGUAUGACCUUUACAACGGUGGUGGUAUUCCUGUCCGUUAUGAAGUGGAUGCAGGUGUGUUGUCACAGCUACAAGAGAACAAUUUUAAUCAACCUCUGCUGUGUUGCCUCAACCCAGUGGGAGAAAUUCUACCUGGGAAGACAGCAUCGCUGGAAUUUAUUUUCUCUCCAUUGGAGGCCAAGAUGCACAGUAUGGAUAUUCCUAUUCACAUCCAAGAUGGAGACACUACACUAUUAAGGUUUGACUGUUAUGGCCUAGGUCCUCAAACAGUGCUCUCAAGCAGUGAUACCAAAUCAUCUAUACCCUGUGUCCGAAGGAUACCACUACCAGGAUUGGGUGCAUUCCUGUCUCAGGACUGUGUCUCUAUAGGCAACAUGCCAGUGGGCUCACAAUCUUCAAGAGUCAUCUUCUUAAUGAACAUGUCCCUGAAAGAAACCCUCUAUAAAUGGAACUUAACCAAGGUUGUACAUAUCUAUCCUGAACAAGGACUUCUACAUCCAGGGGAGAGCAUCUUUUGUGUUCUGACCUUCAAGGCAACAGACUACCCCACUGUUUAUCAGCUUGAUAUCACCUGUCAGUUGACACAGAAGGCAGCUUUGGAUCAAUAUUAUGAUGCUCUGCAGCGUUGGGAGCAAGAACGAAAGAAGCAGCAAAAUGAAUUCACAAUAACAGACAAAGACCUCACUGUAUCUGCCACUGCUGUUCCAACAAAAGGGCCGUCACUGUGCAAGUACAAGAUUCUGCCGCCUAUUAAUUCCAAGUCAGCACGAGCAGAGCAGCGUGUGCAGUCUGAUCAUGUAAAAGUUGGGGCACGCCCUGUACCACCUCAAACUACUCUGCUGCAUCUGUGUGUGACAGCACGCUCUUAUCGGUUUCAGGAAUUUAUCAGAAAUUUCCCUGACCAGUUUAAUAGUCACUAUAGGUGCUUCCUCUCUAUCAAGCCUCCUUGUCCUAAAACCAUGUUGUGUGAUACACACCUUGAUUGGCAACCUGCACAGACGCCUACUCCUGAGCGAGCCUUCCUCGAGCAUGUUAUCACUUCUCUACUCAGGACCAUACUGUAUGAUGAAGAAUUUGCUCAGUCUCUGCUUUCUUUGGCAUCUAUACCUUUCACAUACAACGCCCGAGCAAGCUCCUCCUUGCCUCUGCCAACACCCGAACCUCAAAAUGGGCAGGAAGAGACACAAGCUUUGUUAGAUAUAUCGGACAGCCAAGUGGACAACAAGAGCAGCGCAGGAUGUUUAGGGACCGGGCUGGAAAUGAAACCAGACACUGAACUUGUACCUGCUGCUGUGUGCAAUGACAUAUUGCUCAACACACUCCAGAAUCUCAUGAUGGAGGCUGUGAGAGGAGAUUUUAACCUUACAGAGAAUUCUCGGACUGAUCUCUCAUCAUAUGCCUCCCCCGGAACUCAGAGGUAUUCCAAUGACAAAGUCCAGGACGACAGAGAGACAAUCCAAGACGAACAAACUCAACAUGACCAACAAGCCUCACCAUCUGGCUGACAUCACAGAUGAUUAAGUACAGUUUGCCCGCAUCAUGUUGACGUUGCUUCAAUCAGCUCGCAGUGAUAAUGACUCUAUUGUUAGUCUUGUUUUGUGGAAACAAGUUUUAAAGGCCUACUGAAAUUAUUAUUUUUUUAUUUAAACGGGGAUAGCAGAUCUAUUCUAUGUGUCAUACUUGAUAAUUUUGCGAUAUUGCCAUAUUUUUGCUGAAAGGAUUUAGUAGAGAACAUCGACGAUAAAAUUCACAACUUUUGGUCGCUGAUAUAAAAAGCCUUGCCUGUACCGGAAGUAGCGUGAUGUCACAGGUUGAAAGGCUCCUCACAUUUCCCCAUUGUUUACAAUGCGGCGAGAGCGAUUCGGACCGAGACAGCGACGAUUACCCCAUUAAUUUGAGCAAGGAUGAAAGAUUCGUGGAUGAGGGACGUGAGUGUGAAGGACUAGAGUGCAGUGCAGGACGUAUCUUUUUUCGCUCUGACCAUAACUUAGGUACAAGGGCUCAUUGGAUUCCACACUUUCUCCUUUUUCUAUUGUGGAUCACGUAUUUGUAUUUUAAACCACCUCGGACACUAUAUCCUCUUGAAAAUGAGAGUCGAGAACGCAAAAUUGACAUUCACAGUGACUUUUAUCUCCACGACAAUACAUCGGCGAAGCUCUUUAGCUAUGGAGCUAACGUGAUAGCAUUUGGCUUAAAUGCAGAUAGAAACAAAAGAAAUAAACCCCUGACUGGAAGGAUAGACAGAAAAUCAACAAUACUAUUAAACCAUGGACAUGUAAAUACACGGUUAAUGCUUUCCAGCCUGGCGAAGCUUAACAAUGCUGUUGCUAACGACGCCAUUGAAGCUAACUUAGCUACGGGACCUCACAGAGCUAUGUUAAAAACAUUAGCUAUCCACCUAUGCCAGCCCUCAUCUGCUCAUCAACACCCGUGCUCACCUGCGUUCCAGCGAUCGACAGAGCGACGAUCAUAGAUGCGGUUGGCGGCCCGGAGACGGAGGGAGUCAAGGUGAGGUCGGCGACUAGCGCGUCUGCUAUCCAUCUCAAAGUCCUCCUGGUUGUGUUGCUGUAGUCCGCCGCUAAUACACCGAUCCCACCUACAACUUUCUUCUUUGCAGUCUUCAUUGUUCAUUAAACAAAUUGCAAAAGAUUCACCAACACAGAUGUCCAGAAUACUGUGGAAUUUUGAGAUGAAAACAGCUUUUUGUAUUGGAUUCAAUGGGGUCCCAAUACUUCCGUUUCAACAAUUGACGUCACGCGCAUAAGUCAUCAUACAUAGACGUUUUCAACUGGAAGUUUAGCGGGAAAUUUAAAAUUGCACUUUAUAAGUUAACCCGGCCGUAUUGGCAUGUGUUGCAAUGUUAAGAUUUCAUCAUUGAUAUAUAAACUAUCAGACUGUGUGGUCGGUAGUAGUGGGUUUCAGUAGGCCUUUAAAAAUAAUGUUCUUGUGAACACGAUACAGUGGCACCUCGAUUUACGAACUUUAUUAAUUCUUGAACAUGGUUGGUAAAUCAAAACGUUCAUAUAGUGAGGCAGAGUUAGCCUAGACAAAAGUCCAUAUUUUUGUAAAAGAAUGCACACUUUGAAGACACAAUUAUGUACAGUAAAGGCCAAAAGUUUGGACACACCUUCUCAUUUCAAUGCGUUUUCUUUAUUUUCAUGACUAUUUACAUUGUAGAUUGUCACUGAAUGCAUCAAAACUAUGACACCUCUAAAGUGAAAACCAUUUCAGGUGACUACCUCUUGAUGGUCAUCAAGAGAUUGCCAAGAGUGUGCAAAGCAGUAAUCAGAGCAAAGGGUGGCUAUUUUGAAGAAACUAGAAUAUAAAACAUGUUUUCAGUUAUUUCACUUUUUUGCCAAUUUUUUUUGUUAAGUACAUCAUCCCACAUGU